Sclerotinia sclerotiorum 1980 UF-70 is the source of this 1575-nucleotide messenger RNA. RefSeq lists its product as hypothetical. The transcript has 3 exons. Gene Ontology annotation, cellular component: nucleolus; small-subunit processome; 90S preribosome. The record is from RefSeq and is a predicted model, not a curated record. Gene Ontology annotation, biological process: maturation of SSU-rRNA from tricistronic rRNA transcript (SSU-rRNA, 5.8S rRNA, LSU-rRNA). Gene Ontology annotation, molecular function: protein binding. NCBI's taxonomy places the organism in Eukaryota, Fungi, Ascomycota, Leotiomycetes, Helotiales, Sclerotiniaceae. Bases 1 to 1575 code for a protein of 524 amino acids.
AUGGCAGAUACAAUGGAAUUAACAGAAUCCCAUCUUAAUGGGGCACUGCCGAUCAAACGAGCGAGGACAGAGCUAGCCACUACCGAAUCAGAAUCGCAAUCACAGCUACGCCGCCGCAAGGAAGCCAAUAAAGCAUAUGGUCGAGGAGGAAAGAUUCCCAUACACUCGAUCAAGGAUAAAAAGCUACGAGGAAAUCUCAAAAAGCUCGAGGCCCGGAACAAAACCGCAAUACUUAGAGCAAAGGAUGCCGAGAUCCUGCUCGAAAACGAAGAUGGAUUUUUAGAACCGGAAAAUGAUUUGGAACGAACAUACAAGGUCCGACAAGAUGAAAUCAAACAGAGCGUACCUCUCGAGACAGCCAAAAAAGGCUUUGAACUUAAGUUGGAUCAGUUAGGUCCCUAUGUAUGUGACUACACAAGGAAUGGCAAGGACCUUCUAUUGGCUGGCAGAAAAGGCCAUGUCGCGACAAUGGAUUGGAGAGAGGGAAAAUUGGGAUGUGAAUUACAACUGGGAGAAACUAUCAGAGACGCGAAAUGGCUGCAUAACAACCAGCUAUUUGCCGUUGCGCAAAAGAAAUAUGUUUAUAUAUAUGAUGGAGCAGGAGUAGAAGUGCACUGUUUGAAGAAACAUAUCGAGGUUACGAAUAUGGAAUUUCUUCCUUACCACUACCUUUUAGCUACUGUGGGCAAUGCGGGACACUUAAAAUACCAAGACGUCUCAACUGGUCAAAUGGUAAUGGAGAUGCCCACGAAGUUGGGUUCGCCCACUUCCCUCGCACAAAACCCUCGAAAUGCGAUUCUUCACAUGGGUCAUCAAAAUGGAACAGUCACAUUAUGGUCACCCAAUUCCACUACGCCACUAGUCAAGCUAUUGGCGCAUCGUGGUCCAGUACGAUCAUUGGCUGUUGACAGAGAGGGUAGAUACAUGGUUUCUACUGGGCAAGACAUGAAGAUGUCUGUCUGGGAUGUUAGAAUGUUCAAGGAGGUCUCAAUUUGGAAAGGCCUUUUUUCCAAAAGCUCUUUAGAACAAGAGAAGAUACAAAGCCCGUACAUGGCAUGGGGUUGCGAAGGAAAGCGAAUUGAGCGUGUUCGCUGGUGUCCAUUUGAGGAUGUGUUAGGAACUUCCCAUGAUUCCGGGUUCUCGUCUAUAUUGGUGCCAGGUGCUGGUGAGGCCAACUUUGAUGCUUUGGAAGUCAAUCCAUUUGAAACCACCAAGCAACGACAAGAAGCUGAAGUGAAGUCGUUACUCAACAAGCUGCAGCCCGAGAUGAUCUCACUAGACCCUAACUAUAUUGGUAAUUUGGAUCUGAGAUCGGAUGAGCAGAGGAAGGCUGAGAAAGACCUGGACAAAAAGCCAGAAGAUCCAAUGGCUAAAAUCAAGAAUAGGGGUAGAGGAAAGAACAGUAGCUUGAGGAAGUAUCUAAGAAAGAAGAGCUCCAGGGGUAUAAUCGAUGAGCAGAGGGAUAGGAUCGAAGAGCUGAGAAAGAGUCAGAUGCAAAGGGAGAAGAACAGGUUAAAAACUACUGAGGAGGAACUUGGGCCAGCUCUUGGUCGUUUCGCAAAAAAAAGUGCUUAG